AUGUUUUCUUGUUUCUGUUUCAGCAUUCAGGAUAAUUCCCUCAGCACAACAGCUUUAGCAGAGUGUGACGGGGAUUCAGACUCUGUACAUGAAGAUCAAGCAGCCAGUUCCAGCCCCAGAGAUGAUGAUAAAGAAAAUUAUCCGGACAACACUGCUGUCAUAGAGGAAAGGCAGCUGCCUUUGCAAGAUACUCAGCAGCACAAGCAGCAGGCUGUAAUUGACUACGCCCAAAAGCCUGAAAUGGGCAACUUAAAGCUAAGAAAACCUAAGCCCAUUGCAAAGCUAGAAAAUGGAAAAAGCCAUGAGGAAAGUCAGGAGCUGGAAAGCGCAUUGUCAGGCCUCUCAGAGCGUCAGGGGAAGGCUGGAUCCUCAGCUAACGACUGUGCACAGGAUGUGGCUUUCAGGUGCCAGGAAGCAGUCGUGAGAUUUCAACCAAGAACAGAUCAGAACACAUCCAUUUCACCAACAGAAGCAACUGAGCAAUUUAACAGCUUAAAUGAGAAUUCUUUGUUGAAGCUACAAGCCCUCGAAACCGAUCUGUGCUCUGCCUUUCUGCCAGCCCAGGAAGAAACUCCUCAGCUGCCGGCACCCAAGGAUCCGGCCACUUCGUCAGUCCAAAGCAGCAGCGUGCAAGCCGAUGGGGCCAGCUGUGGAGAGCCUGUGCCAGUCCGCAGAGACUGGCAGAAUGACACGGACAGCAGCCCACAAGAACAUCACUCCCUCGGGACCAGCCGACUGCUGUAUCACAUCACAGAUGGAGACAAUCCGCUCCUGUCACCACGCUGCUCUAUCUUCAGCCAAAGCCAGAGAUUUAAUCUCGACACAGAGUCUGCCCCUUCUCCACCAAGUGCUCAACCUUUCAUGAUGCCACGAAGUUCUUCUAGAUGUAACUGUGAAGAGUGCAAAGAACCACAAACCGUAGCACAACUUACCAAGCACCUUCAGAGUCUCAAGAGAAAAAUCAGGAAGUAUGAAGAAAAGUUUGAGCAAGAAAAAAAAUAUCUGCCUUCACAUGGUGACAAGACUUCCAAUCCUGAAGUUCUGAAAUGGAUGAACGAUUUGGCCAAAGGGCGUAAGCAGCUCAAAGUGCAUGGCUAUGGUCUCCCAAUGACAACAGAUAUUACGUUAUAUGACUUGCCUUCGUUCCUAAAAGCAGGGAUUAAAAGGGCACCUCAGAGAAACGAUCAUUGCGAAAGCACUGGGACCUCUAAAGAGGCCGGGACACAGCAGGCCACAAGCAUGGAACCAGCUCCCUUGGUAGAAGAAACCAUGGAUAGUGUCCUGAGACGGUUAAAGGAGAAAAGACCACACUUCAGCCUUCCCGAGACUAUUAAGGAUAUAAAAAAAAAGCAAAUGGCUUUGGAAAAAGUCAGUCUUCAGAGAUGUCUGCUAUAUUUUGAGAGUAUUCACAGACGACCUGUAACUAAGCAAGAAAAGAGUCUCAUGAAGCCUCUUUAUGACAGAUACAGAAUUAUCAAGAAACUUCUUGCAACUCCAUCUUUGAUCACAACAAUUCAGGAGGAGGAAGACUCAGAUGAAGACCAUUCUCAAAGCAGCCAUGAGUUAUCAUCUGGUCCAAUAUCUUGCCUCCCUGUCGAUGAGCACCUGUGUUACUCUCAGGAGGAGAAUGAGCCUGUACACGUUUCACCUCUGGAUGAAAAGAAAGUUCUCAGGCAAACAGCCUUGUCUAUGUCCAAUUUGCAUGAGGCAACAAUGCCCGUUCUGCUUGAACAUCUCAGAGAAACAAGAGCAGAUAAGAAAAGGCUUCGCAAAGCUCUCAGAGAGUUUGAGGAACAAUUCUAUAAACAGACAGGAAGGAGUCCUCAAAAAGAAGAUCGCGUGCCAAUGGCUGAGGAAUACUCUGAAUACAAGCACACAAAAGCCAAAAUCAGGCUCUUGGAGGUUCUCAUCAGUAAGCAUGACAUUUCCAAAACGAUUUGAAGCAAAUGUAAUGCCGUGGUAUUGUUCUCUAGCGAAAACCAAGCAAACAAACACGUAAUGAAAAAGAGGAAGUAAUUUUGCAGGUCUUGGUCUGCUGCACAAUUAUUUGACACACUGAGAUUUCUUGAUGCACUUUACCAAUUACACUAGCUGGGACGAGAGAGGACAGCAAUAUGCAAGAAUAUUAAGCACGGGUGAGUGGACUACAGUAUAUAUUUUUUUUCCUUUUGAAAAAUCCUUGAAGUGCACUGUGAGAACGUUAGCAAUUAAAAGGACACUGAAGUAUAGUAGAUCCUGAGUUUGACCUGCUCUUAGUUUUAAAAAGUGUGAGGAAAU
Tauraco erythrolophus (red-crested turaco) is the source of this 2277-nucleotide messenger RNA. The record is from RefSeq and is a predicted model, not a curated record. NCBI's taxonomy places the organism in Eukaryota, Metazoa, Chordata, Aves, Musophagiformes, Musophagidae.